Messenger RNA from Coccinella septempunctata (seven-spotted ladybird), 1094 nucleotides. Its product is annotated as nudC domain-containing protein 3. NCBI's taxonomy places the organism in Eukaryota, Metazoa, Arthropoda, Insecta, Coleoptera, Coccinellidae. Gene Ontology annotation, biological process: protein folding. The coding region runs from base 160 to 969 and encodes 269 amino acids. The record is from RefSeq and is a predicted model, not a curated record. Gene Ontology annotation, cellular component: cytoplasm. The transcript has 2 exons.
ACGGCUUCAACAUAAAGUGUGGUUAUAUUUACAAAAUUGACAACAAAAAUAAUAGAAAAAUUAAAAUAUUCACUAGGUUUAAAUUGUCGAUGUUCUAGAAAAAAAAUCAUUAGUGACGUGUAAGUUCAAUAAAAAGUGUUAAGUUAUCAAGUCUACGAAAUGUCAGAUGAAACUGUACAUGAUGAUAUGUUGUUUCAUAUGCUUCAGGAAUGUAAAACACUUCCCAUAUUCAUGGACCAUAUAUUCGGUUUUCUGAAGAGAAGAACUGAUUUUUAUGUGGUCUCAACAGGCCCUACAUCUCCCGUAGGUCUACCGGCAGGAUAUGCAGAGAAAUUGGUUAAACAUAGUUUUGAUAAAUUUUCAAAUAUCCGCCAUAAUGCUACGAGCCAUGAGCAGAAGGCACCUAGUGAAAAGAAAGAAAAGAUAACUAGUACUUCAAAUAACUUAUUUGAUCCUUCCAAAAGUUACAACGGAGCAAGUUUUGAGAAAUACAGUUGGUCGCAGUUAUACAAUGAAGUCGAUCUCUUCUUGAAACUUCCUGAAAAUGUGAAAAGUCGCGAUUUGAUAGUACAAUCUACCUCGAAAAACAUUUGUGUGAAACUUAAAGAUGGAACAGUUCUUCUAAGCGGUGAUCUAUGUCAGUUUUGCAAAUUAGAUCCCAUCUGGUCAAUAGAUAAUGGUGAAUUACAAGUACAUUUUGAAAAAGUUAAAGAAAUUUGGUGGGACAGAUUUUUAACCUCGGAACCUAAGCUAGACAUUUCUAAGAUUGACUGUACUAAGCCAAUGGAAGAUCUACCAGAUGAUGCUCAGGCUAAAAUACAAGAGCUACAGUGGAAUCAAGAACAAAAGCGUUUGGGUCUUCCAACUUCUGAUGAAAUAAAAAACCUUAAUACCCUAAAGAAAGCUUGGAAUGCGGAAGGCUCUCCAUUUUCGGGGCCAUUUGAUCCAUCCAGCGUGUCAUUCAGUUAACUUUAAAUUUUAGCCUUUUUUUCAUUAUCUUAUUGGGUUAUGAAAGAUUUACAUUGUUUUAUUUUUACAAUUAUUUUUUCGAAUAUAAUUUGUGGGUUUUAAAUAAAGAGAUAAGUUUAACUAUA